This is a messenger RNA of Metopolophium dirhodum (rose-grain aphid), 558 nucleotides long. RefSeq names its product eukaryotic translation initiation factor 4E-like. Lineage: Eukaryota; Metazoa; Arthropoda; Insecta; Hemiptera; Aphididae. The transcript has a single exon. The coding region runs from base 1 to 558 and encodes 185 amino acids. Gene Ontology annotation, biological process: translational initiation. Gene Ontology annotation, cellular component: eukaryotic translation initiation factor 4F complex. The record is from RefSeq and is a predicted model, not a curated record. Gene Ontology annotation, molecular function: translation initiation factor activity; RNA 7-methylguanosine cap binding.
AUGACACGUUGUGCAGUAGUCGCAUUAUCUUUUGAUUGGACAUUUUGGUACAAAGAUAAGUGCGCAGAGGACGAGGAUUGGAGAUUGAACUUCCAGAAGUUGUUCGAAGUGUCGACGGCUACGCAAUUUCUCGAGGCCUACAAUUUAACAAAACUGCCCUCUGGUUUGCCGCUAGGGGCCAGUUAUUAUUUUUUCAAAAAGGGAAUACAGCCUAUGUGGGAAGAAGAACCGAAUAGAGGCGCGGGAGCUUGGAUCAUUCAGGUCGAAAAUCAGAUAAAUAAUGAUUUAAACUUGAUUUGGUCAGAUUUGUUGUUUACACUUAUCAGUGGCGGGUUUAAAGAGUUGUCGUGUUAUUUAUGUGGCAUCACGUGUAACGUGAAACACAAAAAAAUGAAAAAAGUUGCAAUAUGGACAGUUAAGACUACGUUGGAAAACUAUGAACAUAUAAUGAAGAUUGGAAAAAUUCUGCAAAUUCUCAAACUAAACGUUUACGAAAUAAAAUCAUUAAAAUAUAAAUUACAUAACAGAUUGUCAAAUAAUUUUGACUAUGUGUUAUAA